This is a messenger RNA of Pistacia vera, 1086 nucleotides long. RefSeq names its product pentatricopeptide repeat-containing protein At1g62680, mitochondrial-like. Bases 1 to 1086 code for a protein of 361 amino acids. Lineage: Eukaryota; Viridiplantae; Streptophyta; Magnoliopsida; Sapindales; Anacardiaceae. Gene Ontology annotation, molecular function: protein binding. The record is from RefSeq and is a predicted model, not a curated record. The transcript has 2 exons.
AUGGCGUACAAAACCUUUCUUCGGCGUUUUUCUUCUUCUUCUGAAACGGUUACGAAAACCAAACUCUCAUCUUCAUUCACAAAUUCAUGUAAAGUGACUACAACUGUACCACAAGAUUCAGUACAUAACGUUGAAGAGGUAGCGAGGCUUGAUCAAUUCCUUCAAAAAAAUUGUAAACAAGGUAAUAUCACUCUUGAUGAAGCACGCUAUUUCUUUCGUUUAAUGAUUCAUAUGCAACCCAAACCACCAAUUUUAUCAUUCAACCGGUUGUUUGGAGCUCUUGCUAAGAAGAAGUUUUAUGAAGACGUCAUUUCGCUUUACAAGCGAGUGUGUUCAAUUGGGUUGUUGCCGGAUCUUUUUACUUUGAAUAUUUUGAUUAAUUGCUGUUGUAAUGUGGGUCGAGUUUGUGAUGGUUUUGUUGUUUUUGGGAGGAUUGUGAGGUGGGGUUUUAACCCAGAUGCCGUGACUUUUAAUUCUUUGAUUAAAGGUUUGUGUUUGGAGAAUAGGAGUUUGGACGCUAUGAGGUUGUUCAAAAAAAUGGCUGUGUUUGGGGUUAGGCCUGAUAUUGUUUCUUAUGGUAGUAUUAUCGAUGGUGUUUGCAAAGAUGGGUUGGUUGAUAGGGCCAAAGAAGUUUUUUUGGAAAUGAAGAGUAGAGGAAUUAAGCCAAAUGUGGUCGUUUGUACCUCUCUAAUUUACGGUUUGUGUUUUGUGGGAAAUUUGGAGGAGGCUGUAGUUGUUUGUUUACUGAGAUGGCGGAUCAAGAAAACUAUUGCUGAGAUGAAAAUUUAUAAUGUCGCACCUGAUUCAUUUACAUAUAAUAUUUUGAUUGAUGGGCUAUGCAAGAAUGGCCGUGUUCUGGAGGCAGCAAAAUGGUUUCGUACUUUGGAGUACUAUGAGUUUAAACUUAGUAUUGAAAUCUAUAGCAGCCUCAUUGAUGGGUUGUGUGAAAAUGGAAUGAUCGAAUGCUGGGAGAUAUUUGACAAAUUGCCUCAAAAAGGCCUAAAGCCAGACGUUAUGACAUAUACCAUCUUAAUCAAUGGGUUUUGUAAAGAGGGAAAACUACGAAAGGAUAUGAUUGUGAUUUGA